Messenger RNA from Eriocheir sinensis (Chinese mitten crab), 7662 nucleotides. RefSeq names its product neurobeachin-like. The record is from RefSeq and is a predicted model, not a curated record. Gene Ontology annotation, cellular component: cytosol; membrane. Gene Ontology annotation, molecular function: protein kinase binding. The transcript has 33 exons. Gene Ontology annotation, biological process: intracellular protein localization. NCBI's taxonomy places the organism in Eukaryota, Metazoa, Arthropoda, Malacostraca, Decapoda, Varunidae. The coding region runs from base 142 to 7647 and encodes 2501 amino acids.
CUCCGCAGCUUCAAGACCAGCAAGGGCGUGGGCUACUCGGCGCAUUUCGUGGGGAACUGCCUUGUCCUAACGUCCCUAAAGGUGAAGGGGAAAGGCUACCAGCACUGCAUUAAAUACGAGUUCCAGCCCAGAAAGUGGUACAUGGUGGCCGUGGUCUUCAUCUACAACCGGUGGAGCAAGAGUGAGAUCAAGGUGUUCGUCAACGGCCAGCUCGCCUCGGCCACGGACAUGACCUGGCUGGUGUCCACGAACGAUACGUGGGACAAGUGCUACAUCGGCGCCACUCCGGAGCUGGACGAGGAGCGGGUGUUCUGCGGCCAGAUGAGUGCCGUGUACCUGUUCAGCGAGGCGCUCACGGCCCACCAGGUGUGUGCCAUGCACCGCCUCGGGCCCGGGUACAAGAGUCAGUUUCGCUUCGAUAAUGAAAGUUACCUGCAGCUGCCCGACAACCAUAAACGGGUUCUGUACGACGGCAAGCUGGCGUCUGCGAUCGUCUUCAUGUACAACCCCGUCGCCACGGACUCCCAGCUGUGCCUGCAGUCCGCGCCCAAGGGCAACCCCUCCUUCUUCGUCCACAACCCCCACGCCCUCAUGCUGCAGGACGUGAAGGCGGUGGUCACACACAGCAUCCACAGCACCCUGAACAGCAUGGGCGGCAUCCAGGUGCUGUUCCCCCUCUUCCAGCAGCUCGACCUCCCGCACGACACGCCGCCCGCCAUCACCGACUACUACGCCACCACCAAGACGCCCUCGCUGGGGUUAGACGAAAUUGUGUUUGAGUUAGGGUCCACGCUGGUCGGGUUUAUCUGUGAGAUGGUGGAGGGCUGCAGCACGGUCCAGCAACACAUGGUCCAGAACCGCGGCUUCCUGGUCAUCUCCCACCUCCUGCACCGCUCCUCCCGACACCACAUCACCAUGGAGGUCCUCACAGCCUUCCUCAAGCUCACCAAGUUCCUCGUCACCUGUCCAAACUCCAACUCCGAUCUGUUACUGAAGCAGCUCCUGGACCACAUACUCUUCAACCCAUCGCUGUGGAUCUACUCCCCGGUCACGGUACAGAUGCGCCUCUACACCUACCUGGCCACGGAGUUCCUCUCGGACGCGCAGAUCUACGGGUCGGUGCGGCGUGUGUCCACAGUGCUACAGACCAUGCACACCCUCAAGUACUACUAUUGGGUGGUGAACCCCAGGGACAAAAGUGGCAUCAACCCCAAGGGACUAGACGGCCCGCGCCCCACCGACAAGGACGUGGUGAGCCUGCGUGCCUACAUGUUGCUCUUCCUGAAGCAGCUCAUCAUGAUCGGCAACGGCGUGAAGGAGGACGAGCUGCAGGCCAUCCUCAACUUCCUCUCCACCAUGCAUGAGGACGAGAACCUUCACGAUGUGCUGCAGAUGUUGAUGUCGCUGAUGUCGGAGCACCCGUCAUCCAUGGUUCCAGCCUUCGACGCCAAGCAUGGGGUACGCACCGUCUUCAAGCUGCUGGCCUCCGAGAGUCAGCUGAUCCGCCUCCAGGCCCUCAAGCUGCUCGGAUACUUCCUCUCUCGCUCCACCCAUAAGAGAAAGUACGAUGUGAUGAACCCACACAACCUCUACACCCUGCUGGCGGAGAGACUGCUGGUUCACGAGGAGUCUCUAACCCUCUCCACCUACAACUGUCUAUAUGAGAUCCUCACCGAACACAUCAGUCAACAGGUCAUGUACUGUAAGCAUCCGGAACCUGAAUCCCACUACCGCCUGGAGAACCCGAUGAUCCUGAAGGUGUGCGCGACGCUCAUCCGCCAGAGCAAGCCGUCGGACAGCCUGAUGGAGGUGAAGAAGCUGUUCCUCUCCGACAUGACUCUCCUGUGCAACAACAACAGAGACAAUAGAAGAACGGUCCUGCAGAUGUCCGUUUGGCAGGAGUGGCUCAUCGCGCUGGCCUACAUCCACCCGCGCUCCACCGAGGAACAGAAGAUCAGCGACAUGGUGUACUCCCUCUUCCGCAUGCUGCUCCACCACGCCAUCAAGUACGAGUACGGCGGAUGGCGGGUGUGGGUGGACACACUGGCCAUCGUACACUCCAAGGUGUCGUACGAGGAGUUCAAGCUUCAGUUCGCCCAGAUGUACGAGCAGUAUGAACGGCACCGCUCCGACAACAUCACGGACCCGGCUAUCCGCCAGCAGCGCCCCAUCUCCACCAUCUCCGGCUGGGACAGCAGGCAGUACUACGUCAACGCCGAGGCCUACCGCAACGGUGCUGAGAUUGAGAUGGAAAAGCCCCCGGCAAUUGGAAACGGAAAGAUGAUCGCAAGUGACGAGGCAGAGUGUCUGUCCGAGCCGAUCCCUAAGGUCCCGAUUGAGCCAGGGCAGAAAAUUGAUCGAGAAGUUAGAGAAGGCAGGGAGAGGGAAGCGAGAGAAAGAGAAGGAAGGGAAGGAGGAGAAGAAGUAGAGUUGAACAAAGAAGAAAAAACAGCAUUGCCAAGUAGAGUGGAAAUUGAGAACACCAAAGUCAUCCCUAUCGAGGCAAAGAAAACGGAGGUGACGAAAAUGGAAGUCGAGGGGGAACCGUCCUUAUCCACCUCCUCCACCACUGGGGAGAGAACGAAUGUGGAGGUGGAGUUAGUGGAUAAUAAAGCACUGGAGGAAGAGAAGCAGAGAGAAAAGGUGGAGCAGGAGGAAAGCGUGAAAAUUGAGGACUUGGCGAAGGAGGAAAAGGAAGAAAAGAAAGAAGAAGGAAGCAAAGAAGAUGAGGACAGGAAGAAGAAGGAAGAGAAGAAGGAGGAGGAGGAGGAGGAGGAGAAGAAGGAUGAAGGGAAGAAGGAGUCACCCAGGAAGGAAGAACAGGAGGUGACAAAGAAGGAGGAGGAAGAGGAAGGAAGGAAAGAAGGGAAUGAAGAAAACAAGGAAGAGGAAGAAGGAACGAAGGAAAAGAAGGAAGAGGAGAAGGAAAAAGAAGAAGAGAAAACUGAAGGAGGAGAGGAGAGACUAAAGGAAGACUCCAUUGAUACCAGUAAAAGUGGAGGAGAGGAGGAAAGUGGAGGAGGAGAAAAGGAGGUAGUGGAGGAAGCAAGUGGAGAUGCAGCCUCCCAUACUCUUCCACCUCCUCCACAAGAAGCCAUUGCCACUAUAUCGGGUAGUCUCCACUUGAAGGAAAAGGAGGCUAAGGGGGAAAGUGGAGGAGGUGAAAAGGGUGGAGGAGGAGGUGAGGAAGGUGGAGGAGGAGGUGAGGAAGGUGGAGGAGGAGGUGAGGAAGGUGGAGGAGGAGGUGUGGAAGAGAAAAACUCCACCACCAUCUCCACCACCACCACCUCAACACCUGCGGAGGUUAACGAGCCUUCCACAGGUGAGGUGACGUCAGGUAGUGCCACAGGUGACCCCACACAGCAGCCACCUGACGACACCACCACCACCACCACCGCCACCAUCACCACCGCCAUCACCACCACCACCACCACCACACCACCAUCAGAGACAGCCUGUGAUAAUGUACAAAGCUCCACUGUAUCACCACCAUCCACCACCACCUCCACUACCACUUCGGAAACCUCCACUACAGCUACUACCACUACUACUACUACUUCUGCUACCAGUAAAGAAGUACAAGAAAAUUCCUCAGAACCGGGAACUUCCUCGACAGACACGCAAGCUUCCGGGGAAGUUUCUGACCCCCCAGUUUCCUCAUCCCCCACCCCACCACCCCCCAGCUCCUCCUCCCCACCCCCUCCAGCCCCCCAGGACACACAGGGGCAGGGGGAGGGUGCUAAGGAGGAGAAAAACACCCCUGGGGAUAGUAUAGCUGAACCUGGGGAAAAUACCUCGGAAGCUCCGGCAUCAGGGGAAAGUUUAGGGAUUUCUGCUCAAGAGGGGAAGACUGAGGAACAUGUAGGGGAGAAAAUCGGGGAAACUGCGGCGAAACAGGAGGAAACUACCCCGGAAACGUCAAAGCCAGAGGAGGUUACCCCUGAAACUUCGAAACAGGAGGAGGAGGUCAGCGUGGAAACGUCGAAACAGCCACAGCAAACACAGGAGAAGGAGACCACAGAGAGCGUCCAGCCCUCAGGGGAGACCAAAGAAAAUGGGGAUGAAGCGUCGCCAUCACAGAAAACGGAAGACGCUACGAAUCCACCGGAGACUAAACCAAUUGAAACUGAAGAGAAGAAGGAAGUGGAGGAGAAGAAGGAGGAGAAGAAGGAGGAGAAGGAGAUACCAAAGGAGGAGAAGAAGGAGAUACCAGCAGAUGAGGUCACAGAAGAAGAAGAAGGGGACAGAAGAAGCAUCCCAACAGCAUCUACCUCCACUACUUCCGCCUUGCCUCCACCGCUCCACACAGCCUCCACCUCAGUCAUGGAGAUGGCCGCUGAAACUCUCUCCCUCCCGAAGGAGUUUCCCGUCACGAGUUUAAACGUGGAAGAACCGCGGGACCAAGAAUCACAGACGGAGGAAACUGGGGAAGAGGAGGAGGAGGAGGAGGAGGAGGUGAGGAGAGAGGUUGCCAGAGUACAAAAGGAGGUGGUGGGUGGAGACGAGGAGGUGGUGUUGGUGGAAGGGAGAGUGGAGGUAGAGGAGGACCUGGAGGUGGAUGAGGAGGCGCGGAGGGCAGCAGCGGAGGGAGGGAGCCUGACGAAGGACCAGGUGGAUCUUGGGCUGCGGAGGAGAGGCAUUUCGCUCACCACCUUGGAGAGGGAAAAAGACCGACAGAGUGACAACAGCGAGCGGAAGUCAGCAUCCGUCUCUCGCAGCAGCUCCGUCGGAUCCUCUCAGUCACACUCCCGGCAGAUCUUCUCAUCCGGCCCCACCCGCCCCCCCUUCAGGAUACCCGAAUUCCGCUGGUCCUACAUCCACCAGCGGCUGCUCUCGGAUGUCCUCUUCUCCCUGGAAACGGAUAUGCAAGUGUGGAGGAGCCACUCCACCAAGAGCGUUCUGGAUUUCGUCAACAACAGCGAAAACGCAAUCUUCGUGGUCAACACAGUCCACCUCAUCUCCCAGCUGGCGGACAACCUCAUCAUCGCGUGUGGAGGCCUGCUUCCACUCCUCGCCUCCGCCACCUCCCCCAACAACGAGCUGGACGUGCUGGAGCCGACGCAGGGCAUGGGCGUGGAGGUGGCCGUGUCCUUCCUGCACCGCCUCGUCAACAUGGCGGACGUGCUCGUCUUUGCCUCCUCCCUCAACUUCUCCGAGCUCGAGGCGGAGAAGAACAUGUCCAGCGGAGGGAUCCUGCGUCAGUGCCUCCGCCUGGUGUGCACGGUAGCGGUUCGGAACUGUCUGGAGUGCCGGGAGCGGACGCGGCUACAGGAGGUCAAUGGGGCGGGCGUUGGCAGCAUCAAGCCCAUCAACAAGUCCAGGCACAUCCACUCCCUCAUCCGUGGGGCCCAGGCAUCCCCCAAGAACAUCGUGGAGAACCUUGGGACGCAGAACAGCCCAGUGAGGGACCCGGAGAAGCUGCUACAGGACAUGGAUGUGAACAGGCUAAGGGCGGUGAUCUACAGGGAUGUGGAGGAGACCAAGCAAGCCCAGUUCCUGUCCCUGGCCAUCGUUUACUUCAUCUCCGUGCUCAUGGUCUCCAAGUACCGCGACAUCUUGGAGCCACCUUCCAAUGCCCCAGCCUCCCCCCCACCCCCGCAGCCCCCCCAGCCCCCACACACCAACGGGGCCUUCACACAACACCACUUUUCAGGGUCGGAGCGGACGGGUGAGGUGGAUGAGGACGGCGAGUAUGAGGUGAUCGUGGUGGACCAACACAACUCAUCCAUCCUGGCAUCCGACCACUGCUCCAACGCCUCAUCCGGCCCGCCCUCCCUCAAGUCUAACCACACCCUCGUCUCUGGCCCCCUCCCCCCAAAGUUCGGUUGUAACACGUACCCGACAAAGAUCGCUAAGCCAGUACCUAGAAACACCCUCGUGAGCCCCAAGGGUCCCGAGGGUGUGGAGGGUGACAGCAGCAGUAGUGGAGGUGGGUCAGGGGGUGUGGGGGGCAUGAACGAGGAGUCCGGCCACCACCCCCACCACCUGCACCACCACCCCCACCACCACCCGGCGGAGGACGACUGGACGGACGUCAACCUCAACGACGCCACGCCGGACGAGGCGGACGGGAAGGGUCACAAGUCAGUUUACGGUGUGACGGAAACCAGCGACAGCAACAACCACCACCAUCACCACCACCACCAUCACCACCACAAUAACAACAACAACAACAAUAACAACAACAACAACAACAACAACAACUCACAGUCAUCACCGCCACCCCCACCACCACCAUCGCAGUCAUCCUCAAACACCACCUCCACUUCGAACACCACCACCACACCGUCGCAAUCACUACCACCACCACCACCUCCGCCGCAGCCUCUUCCACCACCACCGCCACCACCCCAAUCGCAGGACCCCCAGAGCCUAGGCGGAGAGAUUUCAGUUCUGUCCACGCCGUCCAACAUUCCCGACUCCUCCUCCGUCAAACCCCAUAGGCCGGAGGAUCUCAACAUCAAGCCGUUCCUGCACUCCGAGAUCCCCAUUCCCACGCCGUCACGCGAGGCCUCACUCACGCAGAAGCUGGAGAUGGCGCUCGGGUCCGUCUCGCCGCUGCUGAGGGAGAUCAUGGUGGACUUUGCUCCGUUCCUCUCCAAGACGCUGGUCGGAUCGCACGGACAGGAGCUACUGAUGGAAGGACUCAUGACGUUCAAGCACAGUCAGAGUGUGGUGGAACUGGUGAUGCUUCUGUGCUCCCAGGAGUGGCAGAACUCUCUCCAGAAACACGCCGGCCUGGCCUUCAUCGAGCUGAUCAACGAGGGCAGACUGCUCUCCCACGCCAUGAAGGACCACAUUGUCAGGGUGGCCAAUGAAGCGGAGUUCAUCCUCAACCGCAUGAGGGCGGAUGACGUACUGAAGCAUGCCGAGUUUGAGUCCCUCUGCGCCACCACCGUCCUGGAGAGGCGCGAGGAGGAGAAGAUGUGCGACCACCUCAUCACAGCGGCGCGGCGGAGGGACAAUGUCGUGGCCGCCCGCAUCCUCGACAAGAUCACCAACAUCCUCUCCAACAAGCACGGGGCCUGGGGGGGCACCGCCAUCACCGCGGCCCGCACCCCCGCCACUGCUGCCACCACCACCACAACCGCCACUACCACAGUUGCUACGGCUGGGGGCGGCACGAGUUCCGCUGUGGUGGCUAAUUCCAGUUCGAGUAAAAACACCCCAUCCCAGUUCUGGAAGCUGGACUCAUGGGAGGAUGACUCGAGGAGGAGGAAGAGGUUCGUGCCCAACCCCCUCGGCUCCUCCCACCCCGAGGCAACCCUGAAGGCAGCAAUUGAACACGGCGCACCUGAGGAUGCCAUAUUACAGCUUACGUCAUCCGCCCCCUCCACACAGGCGCGGGAGGAAUUCCACGCCCAGCUGGCAGCACAGAGACGGUCCCUACAGCAGCCCCUCCAGUCACCCGACCUGCUGGAUGACUCGGAGCUGGCCACGGAUGACAGGGACCUAGACGCUGAUGUCACAGGCCUCGUCAACCUGAGUACGCGUGCCCGCCUGGUCGCCCCGGGCCUCACCGUCCCCGGCACCGUCUCCGUCACGGCUGCCGAGCUCUACUUCGAGGUGGACGAGGACGACCCGGAGUUCAGGAAGGCUGAGCCCGAGGUGAGUGUUCGAGUGGCACUUGUGUAUAUUUUUAGUUAGUUGUUUUUACAGCAG